Molecule: messenger RNA, 1185 nt
Organism: Hordeum vulgare subsp. vulgare (domesticated barley)
Lineage: Eukaryota; Viridiplantae; Streptophyta; Magnoliopsida; Poales; Poaceae
Exons: 5
Coding region: 122-883 (253 amino acids)
Source: RefSeq, a predicted model, not a curated record
CCUCGCCGCACUGCAAACCAUCGAGCGCAGGGACACCUAGCAAAGGAGCGCGCGCCAACCUCGUCGUCGAAACCCCGGCCCCUUUCUCCCGGGGCAGGCCGGAACCAUCCUGCGCGCGGCCAUGGCGACGGAGGUCGCGGGCACCCGGAAGCGCGGGGCGGCCUCCUUCCUGGACGACCCUUUCGAGGUGCUGCAGGCGAAGCGGGGCCGGUGCUCGCCGUCCGCCGCUGCGGUCGCGGUCGCCGACCUCGGGAUCAGCAUGGAGUUCGACUCCGUUGAGGCGCUCCAGUCCGUCUUCCCCGACGCCGACCCGCAGCUUCUGCGAGGCUAUCUCGAAGCGUCGGGAAAUGUCUUGGAUGCUGCCAUCAGAAGCUUCAGGGGUUAUUUGGCAUCGGAUUCAGCAACGACCAAUGCUGGUACCUCCUCAUCUGGAGUGGCAUCUGAUGUGCCGGAGAUGAAUGCUCCAACCAACAGCACUGAGUGGGCGGAGCUAAUUGUCAAGGAGAUACUGUCUGCUUCAGAUAUGAUCGAUGCCAGGGAUCGAUCCUUCAGGAUACUUGAAAUGUUCGACAAAUCUACCGCAAACUGCAGUACUCCUGAUGAAGCGCAGAAAAUGCGUGAGGAGCACAAGAUACUGAAGCAGAUGCUGGGAGGCCUGCUUCGGCAGACCAGCAUCCUGAAGCGAGCCGUCGUCAUCCAGCAUAACCUGCUCAAGGACUACCAGAACAUGGUGCAGGAGCGGUCCCAGUUCAUGGAGAUCGCCGCCAAGUACCAGAAGCAGAUCAAGGAGCUACAGGAGACGAACUACGCGCUGUCUAUCCAUCUCAGGCAGUCGAGUCAACGGAGUGGCAUGUCCGGGCACCGCAACCCCGACAUCUUCUAGGCGGCCACCGCAUCUGCGCUGAAGGUUAUGUGCUGAUUUGGAUGCGAGAUCCUGAGGCUGCGAUUCUCGAAGGAAUCAUCUAUAGUACAAGAAAACAUCUUUGUGUAGUUUAUGUUUGACACAAUAUGUAUAUACGUUUGGCGGCGAUCUUUUCGAAUUCGCAUCGGUAGCAUGGAGAUAUGAUAGCGAUCACUGGGAUCUCUUGCAACAUCACUGGCUGACUUUUGAUGAGGCCCAGAUAAGCUAUGCUUACUGUCUACUCGUGGAUUAGAUUAAUCGGAAAAGUCCUAAUAUUUUCAACA